Dermacentor andersoni is the source of this 974-nucleotide messenger RNA. Its product is annotated as salivary anticoagulant protein P23-like. The record is from RefSeq and is a predicted model, not a curated record. Lineage: Eukaryota; Metazoa; Arthropoda; Arachnida; Ixodida; Ixodidae.
UGCGUCUUUCUCAGCCAGCGGCUCACUGCGGUGCACAGUGCGGUCCGCGUACAGUCUGCAAGAUGAACGCCGUCUGGUUUUUCCUCCUGUGCUGGGCGCCAUUCCGGCUACAGGCCGCACAGCCCACUGGAGAUGUGUACGUGCGAAACCCAAAGGAUUCCAACUUCUACAUGGAUCGCAUCCUGCUGACGGACAUGAUAGCGCAAGUGCGCUUCCUGGACCUGGACCCGUUCCAUCUGCCGCCUUUCGAGACUGACUUCAAGGACAGCAUCCUGGGCAUCCCCGUCCACGGUCACGCCAAGUUUGUGAACGGCACCCUGCGCGGUCUGUCGCGCGUCAACCGCUUCGGCGACUGCACGGCGCCCGGCUGGCUCAACGGCAACAUCACAGUCACCUGCAACCUGCUGAUCGACGACCUGGACAUCGUGUACGACGCGCGCGUCAAGUACGGCAUGGUGCCCGAGCUGCGCGUACGCGUCGAGUCGCGCGUGGGCACGUGCUACGCGCACAUGGAGGCCACUGCGGCGCCGGGCAAGCCGGCCGUGCUGCGCUCCUUCCAGAUCACGGGUCUCGGCGACCUGGACACCAAGUGGUCAGGCCUAGGGCCGCUGAACCCCUACUUGCGCAGCAUCAACGAAGGCUACCGCGCCAACAUCGCCGGCGUCGUGUACAGCACUUUCUACAGCAGCUACAAGGUUGCGCUGGACCGCUCGCUGUCGCGCGAGCCCAUUCCCAAACCUUGAAGCAGCAACCGAUCUCUGAAAGCAGCGAGUGUGCUGCGCGUAUAGUCUACAAUACCGCUAUGCUCUGUAAUGUGGAGACGCCUCCGUCACUUCGCUUUAUCCUCGCGUCGUUAAAGCGCAGACAUCACGCGUGGAAACUGCAGUAAUGUGAGGACUGCGGCUGCUACACCUGCAUGUGCGUACAUUAAAUCUGUCGCUUGGUUCGGGUUAUCAAUAAAUUUUUUUUCUGUA